CAGGAUAACACAGACACACACACACACUCUCCACUGACACACACACGCGCGCGCUGCGCCAGGAGUUGGAGAGAGACCAGUGUACUUAAAAACAAUUAAGGGGAGGGGAAAUAUCUGGGGGGAAGUUUUGAGUUCAUCCAUCCACUUUGUUUUCAGUCGGGACGGCGCUGCGCACGUGUCGCACUUCACUUUUGGUGCGUUGCUUUUCUUUUGUUGCUUCUUAUUGAGGAGAGAGAGGCUUCGGUUCACUGUGCGGGCACGUGUUGUGUGUGACAGGAGACGCAGAGCGCGCAGGGUUGCAGAGAGAAGGGCAGAUUGACAACGGGGCAAGACCAUUCCACACACCAUGAAGAAAGAGGACUCAGGCGGUCAGAGUGUGAAUGAAGUGAGGACCCUGUUCUGCGUUUCUGGCAGUAAUCAUGACGGCAGAGGGAUGAGGAUUAAGGUGCGAUCCGGUCCUGGGGUCCUAUUAGUGGGAUUGAUGUUUUUGGCCACCCUUCCUUUUGGAGCAGGCAUCAAACAGAGCGUCCCCAGGGUCAAACUCAGCCACAGAGAGCUGCUGCUCACUGGCAGUGAAUCUCUGUUUCUGGGCCCAUCUGACGGCCUCCACUCCCACUCGCUGCUGCUGGAUGAGGAGAGGGGUCGUCUGCUGCUGGGAGCCAGAGAUCACAUCUAUCUGCUUGACCCUGACAAUCUGGCCAGAGCCCCCAGAAAGAUUCACUGGCCUGCUUCCCGGGACAGCGUGGAAAUGUGCAAACUGGCGGGGAAAAAUGCAAAUCUGGAGUGUGCGAAUUUUGUCAGGGUGCUACACAACUACAACCGAACCCACGUCUACGCCUGCGGGACCGGAGCCUUUCACCCAAACUGUGCUUUCAUUGAAGUCACCGGGCGCAGAGAGGAUGGUGUGUUCCAGCUGCUGCCUCGCACAGUGGAGUCUGGCAGGUUGAAGUGUCCUUUUGAUCCACUGCAGCCAUUCACCUCCGUCCUCACAGAUCAGUACCUGUACGCGGGCACAUCUUCAGACUUCCUGGGCAAAGACACGACAUUCACCCGCUCCCUUGGGCCUCCACCAGACCAGCACUACAUACGCACCGACAUCGCAGAGGACUACUGGAUCAAUGAGGCCAGGUUUGUAGCUGCUCAUCCCAUCGCAGACACCUACAACCCAGACGAUGACAAGAUAUACUUUUUCUUCCGCGAGGUGUCGUGGGAGGGCAACGACAAGAGCAUCCUGACCCGAGUGGCUCGUGUGUGCAAGAAUGACGUGGGUGGGCUGAGGAGUCUUACCAAUAAAUGGACCACCUUCCUCAAAGCCAGGCUCGUGUGUUCAAUCCCCGGACCUGACGGAGUGGACACCCACUUCGAUGAGCUCCAGGACAUCUUUCUGCUCCCGACCAGAGAUGACAAAAACCCCAUAGUGUAUGCAGUCUUCACCACCUCCAGCUCCAUUUUCCGUGGCUCGGCAGUUUGUGUGUACAGCAUGGCGGACAUAAGGGCCGUGUUCAAUGGACCUUACGCCCACAAGGAGGGGCCCGACCACCGAUGGAUAGAAUAUGAGGGGAGGAUUCCGUAUCCACGUCCUGGGACGUGUCCGAGCAAAACAUAUGAUCCGAGGAUCAAGACCACUAAAGACUUCCCAGAUGAGGUCGUCAGUUUCAUCCGAUUCCACCCUCUGAUGUACAAGGCCGUCCACCCUCUGACCGGACGGCCCGUGUUCACACGUGUCCGAGUGGACUACACCCUGACCAAGGUUGUGGUGGACAGAGUUUCAGCAGAGGAUGGACCUUAUGAGGUCAUGUUCCUGGGAACAGAUGCCGGCUCAGUUCUGAAGGUGGUGAGCAUCACUCAAGACAACUGGUCAACAGAGGAAGUCGUGCUCGAAGAACUUCAAGUUUUCCAGGUUCCCACUCCCAUCCUGAGUAUGAAGAUCUCUUCUAAACAGCAACAGCUCUACGUGGGCUCCAGCGAGGGGCUCGCCCAGGUUUCUCUCAGUAGAUGUCACCUGUAUGGUCAAGCCUGCGCUGAGUGCUGCCUGGCUCGAGAUCCCUACUGCGCCUGGGACGGACGCACAUGCUCUCGAUACAUCCCUGCAUCUAAGAGGCGAGCCAGGAGACAGGACAUCAAACAUGGCGACCCUGCCAGUCAGUGCUGGGACACAGAAGACAGUCUUGGUGGAGGACAAGUGCAGGAGAAGCUUCUCUUCGGGGUGCAAAGCAACUCCACAUUCCUGGAGUGUAUCCCCAAAUCCCAGCAGGCCCAGAUCCGGUGGUACGUCCACAGACCUGGAUCCGAACGCAGGGAGGAGGUCAGGUUGAAUGAUCGUGUCGUUCACACCGAUCGGGGCCUUCUGAUUCGCUCCCUCCACGCCUCCGAUGCUGGCGUGUACCUGUGCGUCGCUCAGGAGCACACGCACUUCACCCACACACUUCUCCGUCUCACGCUGCAGCUCGUCACACACGGCCACCUGGACGGGAAGACCAAGCCCAGCGAGGACCCCGUGGCGGAGCCCCGUCAGCGGUACAAAGACUACCUGCGAGUGAUGAGCUCUCCCUUCGGCUCUCUGGAGGAGUACUGCGACUCGCUGUGGCUGGAGAAGAGGCCGUCGAGGGCGCGGGGACGAGGCCCGGGAGGCGCCAAGUGGAAGCACAUCCAGGAAAUGAAGAAGAGCAGGAACAGGCGACACAACAGGGAGAGGGAGGAAGGGGGAGGAGGAGGUGGGAGGGUGAGGACAGCAGAAUAAGGAGGGAUGAGGUAAAACAUAUACAAAUCUGGAUUAGUUGUGUAAGGCUCCCCGGACGUGACAGAACUGCAAAGUUGCAUUGACAAAUCUGUGGGCAAGCAAAAAUGAAACCCAGAGUUACUCAGUGGCACGGAAGACUAAUGCUGAAAUAGUUCCGAGUGAAUAUAUUAAUUUUAACUAGCAAUUUAACGUAGUGUUAUUGUGAGAGUAUGUCAAUUCUUCAGGUGUUCACUAUGUAGGAACAUUUCAGUUGUUUCAGUGGAAAAUCUCUAGUAGUGUAAAAGAAAUAAGAGUUUGUUAAUGGCGAUGACAAUGCAUUCAUGUUGAAUGACUGUAAAUAUUUGUAUAGCAUGUACAGGAGAUACGGCGUGCUCAUUUCAGUGUAAUCUGUAUAACGUUAAUAAUAAUCCUGCUUUGUGUUUUGACUGAAACAAAUAACAUAUUUUUGUACAAACUUCUAACAUAAGUGCUGUAGGUUCAGUAGAUGUUCUCUUUUUUUAAAGGUAUUUAAAUAAACUUGUUGUUUGGGG
Molecule: messenger RNA, 3270 nt
Organism: Platichthys flesus (European flounder)
Lineage: Eukaryota; Metazoa; Chordata; Actinopteri; Pleuronectiformes; Pleuronectidae
Gene: sema3d
Product: sema domain, immunoglobulin domain (Ig), short basic domain, secreted, (semaphorin) 3D
Exons: 18
Coding region: 347-2740 (797 amino acids)
Biological process (GO): neural crest cell migration; axon guidance; negative chemotaxis
Molecular function (GO): semaphorin receptor binding; chemorepellent activity
Source: RefSeq, a predicted model, not a curated record